Lipotes vexillifer (Yangtze River dolphin) is the source of this 3903-nucleotide messenger RNA. Its product is annotated as zinc finger protein 570. Gene Ontology annotation, molecular function: DNA-binding transcription repressor activity, RNA polymerase II-specific; RNA polymerase II cis-regulatory region sequence-specific DNA binding. Gene Ontology annotation, cellular component: nucleus; transcription regulator complex; nucleoplasm. Gene Ontology annotation, biological process: negative regulation of transcription by RNA polymerase II; regulation of immune system process; regulation of cytokine production. Lineage: Eukaryota; Metazoa; Chordata; Mammalia; Artiodactyla; Lipotidae. The record is from RefSeq and is a predicted model, not a curated record. The coding region runs from base 1 to 3903 and encodes 1300 amino acids. The transcript is spliced from 7 exons.
AUGGCUGUUGGACUAUGUAAAUCCAUGUCCCAGGGUUUGGUGACCUUCAGGGAUGUGGCUCUAAAUUUUUCCCAAGAGGAGUGGGAAUGGCUGGACUCAUCUCAGAAGGAUUUGUACAGAGAUGUCAUGUUGGAGAACUACAGGAACUUGGUAUGGCUUGGACUUUCCAUUUCUAAGCCCAACAUGAUCUCCUUAUUGGAACAAGGGAAGGAUCCUUGCAUGGUGGAGAGAGAGAUGUCAGAUGGUCAAUAUGCAGAAUGGGACUCUUUGUAUGAAAUCAAGGCAUUAUCUCCAAAAUGGUACAUUGAUGAAGAGGAAAUAUCCCAGGGGAUGAUAAUGGAAAGACUUACAAGUUAUGGCCUUGAAUCCUCCAGUUUCAGAGAAGCCUGGAAAUAUGAGGGUGAAUUUGAGCAGCAUCAGGGAAAUCAGGAGAGUCAUUUCAGGCAAGUGACAACUCUUAAGGAAAUCUCUGCCAUGAAAAGAGACAAUGAAUAUAAUAAUUCUGAGAUAAAUGUUCUCUUGAACUCAGUACUUUUAACACAACAGAGAGUUGCCACAGUAGAACAAGUACAUAAAUUUGAUAUUUAUGAUAAAAUGUUCCCCCCAAAUUCAGUUCUAACUGAACAUAAAACACUACAUGCUGAGAAGGAAUCUUUGAUAGGUAAUGAAUGUGAAGAAUUCAACCAGAGUACAUACCUUAGUAAAAAUGCAGAAAUUCCUCCUGGGGAGAAACGUUACGAAAGUGAUGAUUUUUCAGAUCUCUUAAGUUUUCACUCAUUACUUACUCAACAUCACACAACUCAUCUUGGAAAAUUAUCCCAUGGAUAUGUUGAAUGUGGUGCUGCCUUUAGCUGUUAUUCGUUCUUUACUCAACCUCAGAGAAUUCACAGUAGAGAGAAACCAUAUGCAUGCAAUGACUGUGGAAAAGCCUUUAGCCAUGACUUCUUUCUCAGUGAGCAUCAGAGAGCUCAUACUGGGGAGAAACCAUAUGAAUGUAAGGAAUGUAACAAAGCUUUCAGACAGAGUGCACACCUUGCUCAACAUCAGAGAAUCCACACUGGAGAGAAACCCUUUGCAUGCAAUGAAUGUGGUAAGGCGUUUAGCCGUUAUGCCUUCCUUGUGGAACAUCAGAGAAUUCACACAGGAGAGAAACCAUAUGAAUGUAAGGAAUGUAACAAAGCCUUCAGACAGAGUGCACACCUUAAUCAACAUCAGAGAAUUCACACUGGAGAGAAACCCUAUGAAUGUAAUCAAUGUGGAAAAGCCUUCAGCAGACGCAUAGCCCUUACUCUGCAUCAAAGAAUUCACACAGGAGAGAAACCCUUUAAAUGUAAUGAAUGUGGAAAGACCUUUGGCUAUCGCUCACACCUUAAUCAACAUCAGAGAAUUCACACUGGUGAAAAGCCCUAUGAGUGCAUCAAAUGUGGGAAGUUUUUUAGGACUGAUUCACAACUUAAUCGACAUCAUAGAAUUCAUACUGGAGAGAGACCUUUUGAAUGCACUAAAUGUGGGAAAGCCUUCAGUGAUGCUUUAGUUCUAAUUCAUCAUAAGAGAAGUCAUGCAGGAGAGAAACCCUAUGAAUGUAACAAAUGUGGGAAGGCCUUCAGUUGUGGCUCAUACCUUAAUCAACAUCAGAGAAUUCAUACUGGAGAGAAACCUUAUGAAUGUAAUGAAUGUGGGAAGGCUUUCCAUCAGAUCUUGUCCCUUAGGCUACACCAGAGAAUUCAUGCUGGAGAAAAACCCUAUAACUGUAAUGAAUGUGGGAACAAUUUUAGCUGUGCUUCAGCUCUUCGACGACAUCAGAAAAUUCAUAAUAGAGAAAAACUUUUGAAAUGUAAUGACUGUGGAAAAGUCUUCAGUCAGAGCUCAUCCCUUACUCUUCAUCAAAGAAUUCAUACUGGAGAGAAACCCUAUAAAUGUAUAGAAUGUGGGAAAGCCUUCAGCCAGAGAUCAAAUCUUGUUCAACAUCAGAGGAUUCAUACUGGAGAGAAACCCUAUGAAUGUAAGGAAUGUAGGAAAGCCUUCAGUCAGAAUGCACACCUAGUUCAACAUCUGAGAGUUCAUACUGGAGAAAAACCUUAUGAAUGCAAAGUGUGUAGGAAAGCCUUCAGCCAGUUUGCUUACCUUGCUCAACAUCAGAGAGUUCAUACUGGAGAGAAACCCUAUGAAUGUAUUGAAUGUGGGAAAGCAUUUAGCAAUAGAUCAUCUAUUGCCCAACACCAGCGAGUUCAUACUGGUGAGAAACCUUAUGAAUGUAAUGUCUGUGGGAAAGCGUUUAGCCUUCGUGCAUACCUUACUGUACAUCAGAGAAUACAUACUGGAGAGAGACCCUAUGAAUGUAAGGAAUGUGGGAAGGCUUUCAGCCAGAAUUCACACCUUGCUCAACAUCAGAGAAUUCAUACUGGAGAAAAACCUUAUAAGUGUCAGCAAUGUAGGAAAGCAUUCAGCCAGAUUGCCUACCUUGCUCAACAUCAGAGAGUUCAUACUGGAGAGAAACCCUACGAAUGUAUUAAAUGUGGGAAGGCUUUUAGCAAUGAUUCAUCCCUUACUCAACAUCAGAGAGUUCAUACUGGAGAGAAGCCUUACGAAUGUAAUGUUUGUGGAAAGGCUUUUAGUUACUGUGGGUCCCUUGCCCAACAUCAGAGAAUCCAUACUGGAGAGAGACCCUAUGAAUGUAAGGAAUGCAAGAAAACCUUCAGACAGCAUGCACACCUUGCUCAUCAUCAGAGAAUCCAUCUUGGGGAGAAAACAUAUGAAUGUAAAGAAUGUGGGAAGGCUUUUAGUUUGCGUUCAAGUCUUACUGGUCAUAGGAGAAUUCAUACUGGUGAAAAACCUUUUAAAUGUAAGGAAUGUGGGAAGGCCUUUAGAUUUCAUUCACAACUUAGUGUCCAUAAGCGUAUUCAUACUGGUGAGAAAUCUUACGAAUGUAAGGAAUGUGGCAAGGCCUUCAGUUGUGGCUCAGACCUUACUCGACAUCAGAGAAUUCAUACUGGUGAAAAACCCUAUGAAUGUAAUGACUGUAGGAAGGCCUUUAGUCAGCGAUCGCAUCUUACUAAACAUCAGAGAAUUCACACUGGUGAAAAACCUUAUGAAUGUAAGGAGUGUGGGAAAACUUUUACUCGUGGCUCACACCUAACUCAGCAUCAGAGAAUUCAUACUAGUGAGAAAUCUCAUGAAUGUAAAGAAUGUGGCAAAGCCUUUAUUCGUGGUUCAAAUCUUGCUCGACAUCAGAACGUUCAUGUUGGUAAGAAACCCUAUGAAUGUGAGAAAUGUGGGAAAGCCUAUGUCUGGAGUUCACACCUUGCUCGACAUCAGCGAAUUCAUACUGGUAAGAAACCUUUUGAAUGUAAGCAAUGUGGGAAGACUUUUAUAUGGGCUUCAUACCUUGCUCAACAUGAGAAAAUUCAUAAUGAGAGAAAACCAUAUGAAUGUAAGGAAUGUGGAAAGACCUUUAUUCAUGGUUCAGAGUUUAAUCGACAUCAGAAAAUUCAUACUCGUGAGAGAAACUAUGAAUGUAAGGAAUGUGGAAAGACCUUUUUUCGUGGUUCAGAACUUAAUCGACAUCAGAAAAUCCAUACUGGAAAGAGAUCAUAUGAAUGUGAAGAGUGUGGAAAAGCCUUUCUCUGGGGUUCACAACUAACACGACAUAGGAAAAUUCAUACUGAUGCAGAACCCUAUAAAUGUAAGGAAAGUGGCCAGAUCUUUAGUGACCAUUCUUAUUUUGCUGAACAGAAAAUUCACAGUGGUGAGAAUCUUUAUCAAUGGAAAUAUUAUGGGAACACCAUUAGUCAUGACUCAUACUUUGCUCAACACCAGAGUAUUUACACUUUUGAGAAAUCCUAUGAACGUAAAGAUCUUGACAGGGCAUUUUCUCCAGGCUCUCACUUUAUUUCACUCUUGUGA